This is a messenger RNA of Pyrgilauda ruficollis (rufous-necked snowfinch), 4326 nucleotides long. RefSeq names its product cell adhesion molecule L1 like (gene CHL1). Gene Ontology annotation, biological process: axon guidance; cell-cell adhesion. The record is from RefSeq and is a predicted model, not a curated record. NCBI's taxonomy places the organism in Eukaryota, Metazoa, Chordata, Aves, Passeriformes, Passeridae. Bases 297 to 3812 code for a protein of 1171 amino acids. Gene Ontology annotation, cellular component: axon; plasma membrane. Gene Ontology annotation, molecular function: protein binding. The transcript is spliced from 28 exons.
CCGGCUCCGGCCGAGGGGAUUCGGAUCGGGCAGCGAUUAAUUCGGAGCGCCGGGACGGGGCUGCGGAGCCGCCGCCGGGACCGGGAGCGGGACCCCUCCGCCCGCCCGGGCUCAAGAUGCAGUAAAGUGGGGAGAAGGAUUCAGAUGUAAAACUACAGCCUGACCAUGCACUGAUGAGGAAGCAGCCCCAUGUACUGACUCCCACUCUCACAUCCCUGUGCCUGAUUUGAAGUGACAGUGAGCGGAAGCAUAAGGUAUCUCUCAUUCUGUUUGGACUCCUUGUUUACAGAAGAGUGAUGGAGAUGCUAUUAAGCACAAAAGGCAUCACCAUAUGCCUGUUUUUCUUUGUAUUGAGUUUGGCAGCAGCUAUUGAAAUACCAUUAUCAGUUUCCCAGCUUCCAACAAUCACAGAGCAAUCCCACACCCAGGUUGCCUACCCCUUUGAUGAGGACUUCACCAUUAAAUGUGAAGCCAGAGGAAACCCGCAGCCCACCUUUAACUGGACUAAGGAUGGAAAACCAUUUGAUUUAUCAUCUGACCCCAGGAUAGUCACAUCUAACAACUCUGGAACUUUUGUGAUCCAAAACCGGGGAAUCAUCAACAAUUUCCAAGGGAAAUAUCGCUGCUUUGCAUCCAACGUGCUGGGAACUGCCAUGUCAGAGGAAAUUGAGCUGAUUGUUCCAAGUGUACCAAAAUUCCCCAAAGAAAAAAUUGAGCCUCUGGAUGUGGAGCAUGGAGAUUCUGUGAUUCUGCACUGCAACCCACCAAAAGGCAUCCCCCCUUUGCAUAUCUACUGGAUGAAUAUUGAUUUGCAGCACAUCCCACAGGAUGAAAGGGUCUCCAUGAGCCUGAAGGGAGAUCUCUACUUUGCCAACGUGGAGGAGAGCGACAGCAGGAGUGACUACUGCUGCUUUGCAGCCUUCCCCAGGCUCAGGACCAUCGUGCAGAAGAUGCCGAUGACGCUCAAGGUUUCCCGCUUAAAGCAUGCUAAUGACUCAGGCUCACCUAACGCUGCUGUUACUAAGGCAAAUUUUAUCAAGGAAAGGAAGCCCAAACUGCUGAUCCCUCCUGAAUCUGCUGGCAGUAGCUCAUCAGUCACUGUCAUCAAGGGAGGUGUCCUGCUCCUCGAGUGUAUUGCUGAAGGGCUCCCAACUCCUCACCUCAGCUGGGUGAAGGUCACAGGAAACAUGCCCAAGGAUGAGCCAGAGACAGAGAAUUUUGGGAAGACACUGAAGAUUGACCAAGUGACAGCAGCUGAUGAGGGGACGUACCAGUGCACGGCCAGCAACCCCAUGGGCAGGGCCAGGCACGAGUUCCACGUGCACGUGGAAGAGCCUCCCCAGUGGCUGAAGAAGCCCGAAGGUGGGGUCUACAGCGUGGGGACAAACCUGGUGCUGCUGUGCGAGGCCAUCGGGAACCCCGAGCCCAGCAUCCAGUGGAAGAUCAAUGGGAUGCCCAUCGAUGGCAGGACCUUCCGAGGGAGGAUCUCCACCAGGGAGAUCAGCCUGACCAACCUGCAGCUGCAGGACAGCGCCGUGUUCCAGUGCGAGGCCACCAACAAGCACGGCACCAUCCUGGCCAGCGCCAACGUCAACGUCCUCAAUAUUGCCCCCCUGAUACUGACCCCAGAUGAGGAAAACUACGCCACAGUCGUGGGUUACAGCGCCUUCCUGCACUGUGACAUCUUUGCUUCGCCUGCAGCAGAUGUCAGAUGGACUAAGGAUGACAGCAUAGAGCCCCUCUCAACGUUUCGCUACGAGUUAAACAAGAAUGGCACCCUGGAGAUCAGGGACACAAAGAAGGAGGAUUCGGGGUCCUACGCCUGCUGGGCUGCAAAUUCUGUGGGGAAAAGAGCAAUCACUGCUAACCUGGAUAUAAGGGAUGCUACAAAACUUGUUGUUACUCCGAAGAACCCCCGAGUGCUGAAAUCACAUUCCAUUUUAUUGAAAUGCCAGGCUGAGUAUGAUUCCCACUUGAAACACAGUUUUAAAUUAUCCUGGAGGAAGGAUGGAGAUGAGCUGCCAGUCAACAGCACGGAAGGUGGCAGGAUAAUUCUGGACAGGGAUACCCUGUUCAUAUCCAGUGUUCUCCUGGAGGAUCAGGGAGUUUACAGGUGUGUGGCCAGCACUGCCCUGGACACCGCCGAGGCCGAGGCGCAGCUUAUCGUUCUGGAUGUUCCUGACCCACCAGAAGACCUCCAGCUCUCAGAAAACCAAAACCGGAGCGUUCGACUCUCCUGGAAAGCUGGGGCCAGCCAUAACAGCCCUGUUAAUGAGUCAAUUAUAGAGUUUGAAGAGAACCACUGGGAGCCAGAGGUGUGGCAGGAGCUGAUCAGAGUGCCAGGGAAUGACACCACAGCCCUGCUGUCCCUGUCCCCAUAUGUGAAUUACCAGUUCCGCGUGGUGUCCGUCAACGCCGUGGGCAGGAGCCAGCCCAGCAAACCAUCCCUGCGCUAUGCGACCCCUCCAGCUGCUCCAGAUAAAAACCCAGAGAACAUCCGAGUUGAAGCCUCCGAACCCAAUGAAAUGGUGAUGAAAUGGGAGCCACUGAAGCCCAUGGAGAGGAACGGGCCGGGGCUGGAGUACAAGGUCAGCUGGAGGCAGCGGGGCGUGGAGACCGACUGGAACGAGGAGCUGGUGAAGAAGCACUCCCUGAGCGUGCGGAACGUGCCCACCUUCGUGCCCUACGAGAUCAAAGUCCAGGCCGUCAAUAAUUUAGGAUCUGGCCCAGAACCAAACAUCACCAUUGGAUAUUCAGGAGAGGACGUUCCAGAUGCUGCUCCUUCGGGUGUGUCAGUGGAGGUCGUGAACAGCACCCUGGUCAAAGUCUUCUGGUUUGGGAUACCAAGGGACAGAGUUCGUGGGCACUUAAGAGGCUACAAGGUCAGCUGGUGGAAAACAAGAAGCAUGCUGGAUGGAAAGAGGCAUCACCCAGAGAAACACUUCCUGACAUUUGUAGGAGACAGGAACUAUGGGAUGAUUCCUGGCCUGGAGCCCUUCAGUGAAUUCCGCUUGACAGUUUCGGCUUUCAACUCCAGAGGAGAUGGCCCUGAGAGCUCCCCUGUGGUGUUUGAAACUCCAGAAGGAGUCCCUGAACAACCACGUUUUCUCAGGAUCCUGAACUUUGACAAGGACUCAGUCACUCUGUCCUGGGGACUUCCCAAGAAAGCCAAUGGCCACCUCACUGGCUACAUUCUGCAGUACCAGAUAAUCAACGAGACGCACGAGGUGGGCGCCGUGAGCAACGUGAGCGUCGCCAACCGCUCGGCGCUGAGCUGGCGCCUGGCGGGGCUCAGCCCCAGCACCAAGUACAAGUUCUACAUCAAAGCCUGCACGGCCAAGGGCUGCGGGAAGGCGGCCACCGAGGAGGGGCUGACGCUGGCCCAAGGCGCCUACGCUGGCAUUUACGAGGGGAUUUCCACCCAGGGCUGGUUCAUCGGGCUGAUGUGCGCCAUUGCCUUGCUCACCCUGCUGCUGCUGACAAUUUGCUUUGUCAGAAGAAAUAAAGGAGGCAAAUAUUCAGUGAAAGAAAAAGAAGAUUUGCAUCCAGAUCCCGAAGCUCAAUCAAUAAAAGAUGAAAUCUUUGGGGAAUAUAGUGACAGCGAUGAAAAGCCGCUGAAAGGCAGCCUCCAGUCACUUAACGGGGACAUUAAAGCCACUGGAAGUGCUGAUAGUCUGGUAGAUUAUGGAGAAGGGGAGCAUGGCAUGUUCAAUGAAGAUGGUUCAUUUAUUGGAGCUUAUUCUGGAUCUAAGGAAAAAGGAUCAGUGGAAAGCACUGGGAGUUCUACGGCGACUUUUCCUCUCCACGCCUAAAAUUGGUGUUUAAUUGUGGUGUUCAUCCUGGUUAGCUCCCCACAGUUACCUCGUGUGCUGGGGAGCAGGGUGCCAGUUGAGCCAGUCAGGAAAAAUCCUGAUAUCCAGGUAAAACAAAAACGAGUCACUGCCACUAAAAGAUGAUUUUUCCAUCCUUAUUUCUAUGUGUUUUCUUCUGAAUAAAACAGAGUAAUUCUUUUUUCUACACGAUGUGUUAGUCUGAGCAAACCAGAGUUUGCUCUGGUGGUACAUCUGUGUCCUUGCCUGCUGCUCCAGGUGUUUCUUAGGCUUGGAAUAUGUUUCUCUGUGUAGUAUUCUCGCCCUGUAUGGCUGUGUGUGUGUGUAAAAUUCCCUCAUGACCUUGGUUACAACCUCGAGGUUAUGGCACCAACAAAACCAGGUUACUCUGCAAAGUGACACAAUGAGGAAAAUUAGAAUUGAAAAUACCAGAGAAAUAUAUUCUAUAUAUUGUAUAAUUUUUUCCUAAAGAAUUAAACCCCUUUGUGUAUGAUAU